Molecule: messenger RNA, 3571 nt
Organism: Colias croceus (clouded yellow)
Lineage: Eukaryota; Metazoa; Arthropoda; Insecta; Lepidoptera; Pieridae
Gene: Cep135
Product: centrosomal protein of 135 kDa
Exons: 2
Coding region: 126-3392 (1088 amino acids)
Source: RefSeq, a predicted model, not a curated record
ACCAAAAGCUAGGAUGUAAACAAAACACAAAUUAUAUUUAAUUUUCUUCUUUGUAAUAAAAUUAUUCUUAAAAAUAAAAAUCAGUUUUAUGUUUAGUUUCGCUGAUUUUGAAUAGAAGAAGCAAAAUGGGGGAGAAUUAUUUCUGUUUAAAAAGAAAACUGGAGGAGCUUGGAUACAACAACAAUUUACCUGUUGAAGCUAUAAGCUUAGUAGAAUGUAUUUUAGCUGACUUGUUGCAGACUACUCGAAGUUUACAACAUUAUAUGGAUCUAUCCAAAGAAGCUUUGCUACAGAGAGAUAAUUUAAUGAUCGAAUUAGAACCGUACAAGUGUGAUAAUGCUAAAUUAAUUCAAGAAAAUAAUCAAUUACAUCGCGAUAUUAUUCAACAAAAAGAAGAACAUUUAAGACUAGUGAAAGACAGUCAAAGGAAAAUUAAAUCACUAUCCGAAGAUUUAAUGAAAAAAGAAAACUUGAUAAGUAAAUUGCAACAUGACGUCAGGGAUUUAAGCCUUAGAGGAUUAUGUGCUGAAACACUAAGCAGCCGCAAUCGGAGUAAGAGGAAGGAUGCUGGGGAUAACACUGGCGUUUCAAAAAUCUGUAUAUGUAAUGAUAAAAAUGACUAUUCAGGGAAAGAUAAUGCAGAACUAUCAAGAACAAUUCAUGCUUUACAAGAGAAAAUUGAAAGUUAUAGUGAUGAAAUUAUCUUACUAAAAAAUCAAGUGGACCAUAGGGAUAAUGAAAUUAUAAGACUCACUAUUUUAUUAGAAGGUGGAAGGCCAAUCUCUGCAAUUUCAAAAGAUUUUUAUACCGAUAAACCUGAGAACAAAAUACAUAAUUUAAUGAAACAAGUUAAGGAGUUAGAAAAGUCUAAUGAGCAAUUUAGAGUUGAACUAGAAAAAAGUCUAGAAAAACAACAUGAAGCUAUGCUUAGAGCUCUUGAUCUUGCUGACAAAAAUAAAGGUUUAAAAGAUGAAUUGAAAAAAAUGGACACAUUGGCUUUAAAAGUUGAAGAUGACUGCAAUAAAAGACUUGCUGCUACAAUGAAUGAAAUUAAUACAUUACAAAAUAAAAUUGAAAAUUUGGUUUUAAAGAACUCAAAAUUAGAAAGGGAUUUAUCGGAAAUAAACUUACGAGAUCAGUCUCCAAAAAACAACAUAAACCAAACUUCAGCACAAACACAUGACAAUCAAAAGGCUGCUUUCUUAAAAGAAAUUCAGGACCUUGUAGAAUUAAAUAGAAGCCUACAAGAUAAAAUUUUUACUUUAUCUCAAACAAACAAGAUUCAACAAAAUAAACUAAUCAAUAAUUGUGAGUAUGACAUGUCUACUUCAAGAUGCCUAGCAAAAACUGAUUUGCAAAAACUACUUGAGGAUGAAAGAAAAAAAUAUGAAAGAUACAUAUAUGAUGUUCAAGAUAAAUUAAAUGAGGCCAUGAAUUUAUUCAAUAAACAUUUUAAAAGCAAUGAGAAGAUCUCAAAUCCAAAUUCACCAUCCGAAAAUGCUUUCAUAAAAGACUUACAUUUAAAAUUAUGUGAAAGUGAACAAAAAAUGUUGAUGCUGAAAAAAGAAAAUGAGGAUUUAAGAAAAAAUGCAAUCUUUAAAGAAGAUGGCAACAAAAAUAAUUAUAAAGAUAUAGUUAGACAAUUAAAUAUUGAAAAUGCAGAAUUGUCUAAAGAAAAUAUAUCACUAAGCCAGCAACUUAGUCAAUAUAAGACAAGCAGAACAGAAAAUUAUGAUAAGAGCACCUACCUUCACGACGAAAAUAAUAAAUUAAAAAAAAAGAUUGACUCACUUAUAAGAGAAAUAGACUCACUAAGAAGAGAUAAUCAAGAGCACAAUAUUCGAUAUAAAGAUGCUCUGGAUUCAUGUGAUAAACUCAAAAGAGAUUUAGCAUUUAAACAGUCUCAAAUUGAACAAUUAGAAGAGGAAAAUUGUUCUUAUAAAGUGACAAACAGAACUGGAAGAGCUUCUGCUGAUAGACUGCGUGAUGAGUGCAAUAUGUUGAAAGACCAAUUAAGAAAACUACAAAGUGAAUUGAUAAAAGAAAAAACACUAGCCAGUCAAAUAAGAAACAUUCAACAAGAAACAGAAAGAAGCACUACAGAAUCACAAAAUGAAUUAUUAUGUACACAAAAGAAGUUAAGUUUGGCAAAAGAUACUAUUGAUGGCUUAGAGAAAAAAUGUAAAGACUAUCAAACAGAAAUAUCAGUACUGAAGAAUGACAAAUCUAAUUUAAUAGAAAAUAUAAAAAUGAUUGACAGGGAAAGAGAUAAAUUAGUUUUAGAAUUAGAUCAAAAGGCAGAAAAUACGAGUAUGCUAGAACAAAAACUUAAAUCUCAGUUGUUUGACAUUAGCAAGCUGGAGAAUGAAAUAUCAGACCUUAAGAGAAAAUUAAAUGUUAACAAAGUAUCAGAACACAAAAUUUCCGAUUAUGAAUCACAAAUGGCAUUUUUAAAUGGAGAAAUAUUGAGAUUAACUCAGCAAUAUGAUACAGCUGUAAUAGAAAAUAAACAUCUACAGAAUAGUUUGGCUGAUGCUAAUGGGGAAUUAAAACUGACCAAAAUUGAAUUAGACAAAUCUAGAAGAGAAGUGGACAGUCUCAAACAACAGUUACAACAUUAUGUUGCAGAAAUUAGAAGGAUAGAAGAACUUCUGUCUCAAAAAGAAGCAGAUAGAUCAGAUAUGUUGGAGCAAUUUGCAAGUUUGUCUGUGGAAGCCAAUAUUUUAGAGAACACAAAUCAUUCCCUUGAAAGUGAGUCAGCCUCAAAAUCAUUGCAACUUCAAUCAUACAUUUCAAAGAUACAAAGCUUAGAAGAAAAGGUCUUAGAUAAAGAUAGAAUUAUAGAGACUCAGUCUGCUCGAAUUGCUUCAAUGACCUGUAAGAUAAAUGCAUUACAAAAUGAAGUAAGAUUGAUAUCAGAAGAAAAAGUUGUUCUAGAACAAAAUGUACAAUAUCUUAAGAAAAUGUGUAAAAACUUACAAAGUGAUCAAAAACAGGGCACACUUAGUAAUGUAGACUCAGAAUUAAAACUAUAUGAGAAUAGAAUAAAAUCUUUGUCAAAUUCCAAAUUAAAAUUGGAGGAAGAAAAGAAGGACUUAAUUGAGAAGAUCUCAACAACUGAAAACCUUUUAUCAAAUGCAAGGAGAGAAAUCAUAGAAUUAAAAUUAGCAUUACAGGAUGCUACAUCUGAAACCAAAUCAUUGCAGGAACGAAUGAGCACAUAUAGUAGAAGAGAAUCAGAUUUGGUUGAGAAUCGUUUUACAAGAGAGGAGUUGGAAUUACCGCUUUUACUUGAUGAAACAAUCCAUGAGGAAAGUAAUGAAGAUGAUGACAGUGGACGAUCACAUGAAUUGCGUACAAGGUCACAUUAUACACAUGGAAGCACUUUGUAAUAAACUUUUAUAAAUUACUAGCGGUCUGCCCCGGCUUCGCCUGUGGUACAUAUUCAUGUUUUCACUACAUAAGAACCACCCUCGAACUUCGAAUAUUAUAAAAAAAGAAUUAACGAAAUCAGUUAAGCUGUUCUCAAGUUAUGCGCUUACCAACACAUUUUGGGAUUCAUUUUUAUAUU